Molecule: messenger RNA, 522 nt
Organism: Gaeumannomyces tritici R3-111a-1
Lineage: Eukaryota; Fungi; Ascomycota; Sordariomycetes; Magnaporthales; Magnaporthaceae
Exons: 2
Coding region: 1-522 (173 amino acids)
Source: RefSeq, a predicted model, not a curated record
AUGGGCAUCCCAGAGAAGGGCCGAUUUGACUACCCGCUUGUCGUUGACCUUUCACACAAGGCCGCGGUUGAGGCCGCAGCUGAGCAGGUCCGACGCGCCGAGGUUGCGCUCGACGGCUUCUGGGGCAGAGUGAAGGUCGAGCUCGAGAGAGCUGGCGGUAUGACGGGCGCCAUCAGAGACACUUUUUCCAGCCCGCUGCGUCGUUUUGCCAGCACGGCCGCGGCCGCGGCCACGGCAGCCAGUGCUAAGGGACAGGUCAAGGCAAAGAGCUCCAAGACGAACGGCGCCGCAGCCAAGGUUAACGGCGAGCAGGGCCAUAUUAACUACGCCUUCAUCGAGUCCUACAUACCCAACCGGAGGCGGGAAGGGCAAAGAAAGAGAUGGGAGUAUCUUGGAGAGGACGAAGCGCACGUGUGGCGCAUCGUGGUGCCCAAGCCACCCGCGAGCGCAUCAGCCCUACAAAAGCCCGGUCCCUACCCGCGACUCGGCCCGCACCAUGUCCGCGAGCACAGACCGUGCUGA